Emiliania huxleyi CCMP1516 is the source of this 597-nucleotide messenger RNA. RefSeq lists its product as hypothetical. Lineage: Eukaryota; Haptophyta; Isochrysidales; Noelaerhabdaceae. The transcript has 2 exons. Bases 1 to 597 code for a protein of 198 amino acids. The record is from RefSeq and is a predicted model, not a curated record.
AUGACCUCGCAGGCGAGCGGCCUUGCUGUCGGCUGGCACGACCCUCCGGGCGCAGCGGCCAGCUUCCUCUCGGUGACGCACGGGCUGAUCGACGCCGCCGCCUCGCUCUGCGAGCGGGCGGACGGCGCGGCCGACGAAGACGCGCGGAGUUGCGCGAUCGAGGCCUUUGGCGCGCGGCUUGCGGCAGAGGUGUCCGCCUCUGGCCGGCGCGGCCAGCUACGCGGCACGCUCGUCGCCAUCGAAAUGGUCGGAGCCUGCGGCUCCGCAGACGAGUACGGCGGCCGCUUCGCCGGGCUGGCGCGGCAGGUGGGUCAGCGGGUGGUGGGCAAGGCGGCGCUGGUCGCGGCGCUGCGGGAGCACCUGCAGCAGUGGGCGAGGGGCGGGGCCGUGGCGAGCCGGCACGAGGCGUACGCUGGGCUGCUGCCCGCAGAGCUGCUAGGGCUCGCAGGCCUCGCCGACGAGGGAGCGAGCUUUUACCUCUGCCGCUCGUUCGAGGUCGCUCCGGGCGUGACCCUCAAGCCGAGCUGGUCGCUCGGCGUCUACCUCUCGCGGUCGGCCGCGCCGCCGCCGCCACCAUCGCCGCUGGAGCAUAGCUGA